AUGCUGGGAAAGGUCCGCGAUGGCGCAAACCCGUUUAAAGCGCAGGAGGACAAGCUCAACGUGACGUGGACCGGCGACCAUCCCGCCAUCGAGCUGCGGUGGCUGCCAAAAGACGCUGCCAGGGACGGAGCACAUUCGGAAGACAUCUUUCGCAACCUUGGGCCCGCUUCGCCUUACUCGCCAGCAAAGGAUCUGUUUCCAGAGACGAUCCCGUACGAGGCCGUGCCGGCCCAGUGCACCGUCAAGCAAGUACACAUGAUCUACCGCCAUGGCGCGCGAUACCCGACCAAAGGACGCAAAAAGGGACCGGGGCAUGUGGGCAAGCGGAUCGACAAGGCCAAGCGCCACGGCACGUUUGUGGCAUCGAGCGACCUCGCUUUCUUGAACGAUUGGACCUACACACUCGGCAAGGGCAAGCUUGUUCGCCAGGGCGGCCAAGACAUGUUUAACGCAGGCACACACGCCUACUACCAAUACGCAGAGCUUAUGGACAAGCUCAAAGAGCACAAGCCGGUCAUCCGCACGACCUCGCAGAGCCGUAUGUUAGACUCGGCGCGUUACUGGUCGCUUGGGUUUGUGGGGUGGGACGCCGUGGACAAGGUCGAUUUGGAAGUGCUGCCGGAAGGGCCGGCGUGGAACAGCACCUUGUCGCCCAAGCACGCAUGCCCGAACGCCCACAACAAAGAGAAAAAGCUAGGUCGCAAACGUGCCUCUGUAUGGGGCAAGGAGUACCUGCCUGCGCUCGUGGAGCGUCUGCAGCCCAUGAUCAAGGGCAUGGAACUGACCACGGACGACGUGUUCAACAUGAUGGCUCUGUGUGCCUACGAGACGGCUGCGCUUGGCUACUCCGAGUUCUGCCCAGUAUUCACCAAGAAAGAAUACGAGAGUUUUGAGUACUCGUUCGAUCUAGGCUUCCAUGGCGACCACGGCUUUGGCAGUGAGACGGGCCGUGCGGAGGGCAUGGGAUGGGUCGGUGAGUUUUCGGAUCGCCUCGCAAAGAAGCCAUUCGAAGGCCCUAUCACAUCGCAGAACAGUACGGUGGAUUCCAAUGCGACCUACUUUCCGCUCGAUCAGCCAGUCUUUGUCGACUUUACACACGACACGGUGCUCAUGGCGAUCCUGACGACGCUCAACAUGACGCAGUUUGACGGACCUAUGGACAUGCAUCACCCCGAUCCUCACCGCACUUUUCGCGCAAGCCGUAUCACACCUUUUGGCGCCCGUCUUGUGUUUGAAGUGAUGGAAUGCGCCGAGGGCGAGUCGACGAUGGACUACGUUCGUGCGAAAAUCAACGAGGCGAUUAUUCCUUUGAACGAGGACCAGGGGUGCACCAAGCGUCCGGACGGGCUUUGUCGGCUUAAUGCGUUUAUCGCACACACGAAAAAGAUGUACAAUGCUGCGCACUUUGCCGAAAUAUGCUUCGCCCAUCCCCGCUGA
Malassezia japonica is the source of this 1437-nucleotide messenger RNA. RefSeq lists its product as uncharacterized. The transcript has a single exon. The record is from RefSeq and is a predicted model, not a curated record. Gene Ontology annotation, molecular function: acid phosphatase activity. Bases 1 to 1437 code for a protein of 478 amino acids. NCBI's taxonomy places the organism in Eukaryota, Fungi, Basidiomycota, Malasseziomycetes, Malasseziales, Malasseziaceae.